AUGGCAUCCUUCAAUAAUUCUGCCACCCAUCCAACCUCCAACUCCUCCUCUCCCUCACCCCAGUGUACCGACUCUGAGGACACUACUUUGAACAUCGCAUUGUCCAUCCUGUUUGUACUUGUGUUUCCCUGUGCACUUAUCUUGAACGGGAUGGCCUCUUGGAUCUCCUUACACCUAAAAUCUACAUCUACCUUCAUAGUUUAUCUGAAAAACCUGGUCGCUGCUGACCUCCUCAUGACCCUGACCCUUCCGCUGAUGGGGGCGAGCUUACAACCCGGGAUCACAGUGGAACUCCGGGCCUUUACUUGUCGCUAUUCUGAUGUGAUAUUUUACUGUGCUCUGUACACAAGCAUAGCACUGAUGGGUCUGAUAAGCCUGGAUCGCUUUUUUAAAAUAGUGAAACCGUGUGGAAAAAGUUUAGGGCAAAAUGUUAUGUUUAGCCACGUCAUGUCAUCUUUAGUCUGGCUUAUCCUCUUUGGGGGCACAUGCAUUCCAACAAUGAUCCUAACAGACAAACCACCACCUGCUGGUAUGUCAAAGAACUUCUGUAUGGAGCUGAAAAGCGUGCAUGGAUUGCGGCUGCAUGGCUACGUGGUGUUAUUAAUGGAGGCUGAAUUCUGGUUCAUAUGUGCGUUGACUGUCUUUUGCUACAUAUUCAUCACAGUGAAAGUGCUUCAAUCUUUCAGAAAUUCUGGAAGCAACAACAGCCAAGGAAAGAAGAAAACCAAACUGAGAGUUUUUCUGAUCUUACUGGUGUUUUUCACAUGCUUUGUGCCUCUCCAUAUUAUGCGCAUUCCCCACACUCUCCAGGAGGUCUACGGGUGCACUCAGGUUUGGUCAGAAGUGCUCUACAAACUGUCCCUGUGGCUCUCCACCACAAAUACCUGUCUGGACCCCCUGCUCUACAUUUUCCUAUGCAGGGAGUACAAAAACAAACUGGCUGACAUGAUGAAGGCAAGAGGGAUCUCUCUUUGCUGGUGGAUAGAUGAAAAAGAAAAAGACAAUAGCACACAGUAG
Molecule: messenger RNA, 1017 nt
Organism: Periophthalmus magnuspinnatus
Lineage: Eukaryota; Metazoa; Chordata; Actinopteri; Gobiiformes; Gobiidae
Product: P2Y purinoceptor 13-like
Exons: 1
Coding region: 1-1017 (338 amino acids)
Biological process (GO): G protein-coupled receptor signaling pathway
Cellular component (GO): membrane
Molecular function (GO): G protein-coupled purinergic nucleotide receptor activity
Source: RefSeq, a predicted model, not a curated record